GGCGUGAGCACCGGGAAGCGCGCUGCCUGCAUGCGCGCAGCGCCAGUCCCGGGCGGCCGCGGCGGCAGCGCCGGAGCCGGAGGCAGCUGCACUCGGAGAAGAGCGCGGAGCCCGGAGGCGCCCCGGGUCUCCGCCGGACCAUUGUGAGUGUCCGGCGCCCGCGUGCGCGGCGGAGGAGAGUACUGGACUCUUUAGAAUCUCCUGGCUCUGGGAGCGGAGCGACUCUUGGUAUUUUCGAACUCAACUCGUGGAUUGGAUCGGCUUCGCUCCGAACGCGGACGGCGACUUGUGGGACCACAGCCCUGGCCUCGGCCACCGCGCACGCCCCAGGAAGCCUCGGCGGGGUAGGGGCGUGGGCUGACCGCGGGGGACUCCGUGUGCGCCGCGCGCGGGCCAAGGGCUGAUUGGAGGGGGUCACCGGAGAACCAAUUUGGGAUCUGUUGUGAACAGCAUGGAGGAGAAUGACCCCAAGCCCAGCGAGGCGGCGGCGGCAGCAGCGGCGGCGGCGGCGGCGGCGGAGGGGCCGCGGCAGCCGGAAUCCAGCCCCAGCGGCGGAUCCAGCGACGCGGACACUGGCCGCCGGCGGAAUCUGAUGCUGCCCGCGGUUCUGCAGGCGCCGGGCAACCACCAACACCCGCAUCGCAUCACCAACUUCUUCAUCGACAACAUCCUGCGGCCCGAGUUCGGCCGGAGAAAGGGCGGGACCUGCUGUGCGGGCGCGGGAGGAGGAAGAGUUGGCAGCGGCGAAGGAGGCGCGGGCGGUGCGGACGGAGGCGGCGGCUCCGGCUGUGCGGACCAGCUCCUGGGGUCCGGCCGGGAGCCCCGGCAGAGCGCGCCCUGUGCUCCGAGUGCGGGCGGGCCGCUGCCCGGCGGCGGCGGCGACUCUCCGGGCGAAGGAGAAGGCGGCUCCAAGGCGCUCUCGCUGCACAGCGGCGCCAAGAAAGGCAACGACCCCGGCGGCCCCCUGGACGGGGCGCUCAAGGCCCGCAGCUUGGGCAGCGGCGACCUGUCGUUGAGCUCGGAUUCGGACAGCUCGCAGGCCAGCGCCAAUCUGGGCGCGCAGCCCAUGCUCUGGCCGGCCUGGGUCUACUGCACGCGCUACUCGGAUCGGCCUUCCUCAGGCCCCCGGUCCCGCAAACCAAAGAAGAAGAACCCCAACAAAGAGGACAAGCGGCCGCGCACGGCCUUCACCGCGGAGCAGCUGCAGAGGCUCAAGGCGGAGUUCCAGACCAACAGGUACCUGACGGAGCAGCGGCGCCAGAGCCUGGCGCAGGAGCUCAGCCUCAACGAGUCGCAGAUCAAGAUCUGGUUCCAGAACAAGCGCGCCAAGAUCAAGAAGGCCACGGGCAACAAGAACACGCUGGCGGUGCACCUCAUGGCGCAGGGCCUGUACAAUCACUCCACCGCCGCCAAGGAGGGCAAGUCGGACAGCGAGUAGGCCGGGCCGCGCGCCGCCCGCUGCCCGCCCGCCCGCGCGCGCGCCAACCAUGCAAUAAUUUAAAGUCACAGAAAAAGGGCCAGUGUAUAAAGAUUAUACCAGCAUUCCUAGUGAAAAGAUCAUGUAUUAGCUAUGGUUCUACAAUAUUCUAUGUGUAUAUAAUUUACAGGUGUAAAAUCCGAAAUAUCUGACUAUAAAAUAUUUUUUAUUUUUUUGUGUUUAUGAGAUUAUGCUAAUUUUAUGAUUUUUUUUUUUUUGCGAAGGGGCUGCUUAGGGUUUCUUUUUUUUUUUCUUUUUUUUUUAAUCCCCUAAGCUCCAUUAUGGGACAUGGAACACUUUUUUUUUUUAAUUUCAAAAGAAGAAAAAAAUUAAAACAACUUGCUGAAGUCCAAAGAUUUUUAUUGCUGCAUUUCACACAACUGUGAACCGAACCCAAUAAAUAGCUCCUACUUGGUCUAUGAGUUCCGCCACUUUGUUUGUGUGGGCUUGGUGAGGUCAGCCAGAGGGGCGCCCACCCCCCAGCCUCCGCCAGGGCAGCACCAGGGCCCCGGCAGGCAGUCGAGGGGCAGUCAGGGCCCUCCUGGAGGAGUGUGGAGGGUGUGGGGGGGGCCUCAGCCACGGAGAGUGGCCGUGCCCCGCUGCCCACGGUGGUCCUCGGCCUCGCCCACUCUGCUCCACCCUCCUCCUGCCUUCCCUCCCUGUCCACCCUCCUCCUCCUCCUCCUCCUCUCCAGGCCCCUGCGUGCUUCCGUCUGUGUCUGUGUCCGUGUCGAGCUGUCCCCUGUCCCUCCGCCGGAAGCCAGCACCGGCCCUCUGGCCUCUGGGCACCAGGGCUUCCGGGCCGCGGAGCCCACGAGCAGAGGGGUGACCCUUGUGGCUCCGGGUCCCGCUCAGGGCCCUCGGCCGCUCCCGCAGCCCCCCAGCCCCCCCUGCCGUGGGUGGAGGCCCGGCACCUUGGGGCAGCAGAGUGCUGUGGGCAGAGUCGGUCUUUUCCUCCUUUCCUUUUUCUUUUCCUUCCCUUCCUUUUUUUUUUUAAGUGGCCGCUUCUGCUACAGAGAGCAUUCCCUCAAGCCACGAGGUGUGUGUGCGCACGUCCCUCCGUCGGCCUGUGCCCACACUGGCAGGCGCACAGGAGCCGCCAGGGCUGGGCGCACGUGGCCGCCUGGACUCUGAAGGGCUCUCCGCGUCCUCCGGGACCCAGCGGAAGGAAGGAAAAUGUGUAAAUAAUCAUUUCUUACCACGUUUUGUCUCUUCUUGUUUUUUAAAAUAUACAUUUUAUUUUUUUGAAGGUGUGGUACAGUGUAAAUUAAAUAUAUCCAAUAUAUCCCCACCAAGUACGUAUAUAUAUAUAUAUAUAUAUAUAUAAACAAACGCAGUGUCUCCCUAUAGAACUCCACGCUGUCUCCUGUUUAGUGUUCGGAAAAAGAAUCUCGUCCAAGUGUCCACCUGCAGCCGGGACAGCCGGGGCGUGCCCGGGGCCCAGGCGGGAGUCGCGGCCGGCACCCCCGCCACCACGGACUGAGGGCGAACUUCUCUCUUUGCCUUAAACCUCUCGAUUCCACUGCGGCAACGGGCUCGCUCCGUACAGACUGCCGGCGCCAACCUUUGUCGAA
This is a messenger RNA of Phyllostomus discolor (pale spear-nosed bat), 3050 nucleotides long. RefSeq names its product engrailed homeobox 2 (gene EN2). The record is from RefSeq and is a predicted model, not a curated record. Gene Ontology annotation, molecular function: DNA-binding transcription factor activity, RNA polymerase II-specific; RNA polymerase II cis-regulatory region sequence-specific DNA binding. Gene Ontology annotation, biological process: neuron differentiation; multicellular organism development; regulation of transcription by RNA polymerase II. Gene Ontology annotation, cellular component: nucleus. Lineage: Eukaryota; Metazoa; Chordata; Mammalia; Chiroptera; Phyllostomidae.